AUGAGCGAACCUAUCAAAAGCAUUGAUAUAACUUUACCUGAAGAAGACUCAACUUAUGAUAAGCAUUUAACUAGGAAAAGAUCUUUAUCCGGCUCUGAAAAUGUAACCCCAAGGUUAAAAUUUGCCUUAUGCAAUCCAACAAUUGUACAAAAUUCUACUGUCAAAAAUGUUGAUAAUUCCAUUAAUAAUACUGAUAAUUCCAUUAAGGAUAGUUUUAGGUUUAUAGCCAAACAUAAUACUCAUAUUGACUUUGACAAAUUGAAAAUGGUUGCUUCAAGCAGAAGAAAAUUAUCUGAGUUUUCAAAAUUAUUUGCUUAUCUACCUGAGCAGAAACUCAUCCGUUAUUGUCAAGUUGCUGAAAAUAAUAUCGAGAUUUGCAAUAAGGAAAUAAACUUUGCUAACCCAGAGGAACUACGAAAGCGUCAUGCUUCAAAGUGCAAAGAGCAUAUAAGAACCGAUCAUCCUGAAGUCUUUGUUUCCGAAGACCCGCAGGCAUUUCUCAACAAGAAACACAGUCCAGUAAGGAAGAUACUAGGUAAAAAAAACAACGAUAUUUUGAGAAUGUUUGGAACGAAAAAAGUGCAACAAGAAAAAUCUCUUUCGCUAGUUGAAAGAUAUAUUGUCAUGCAGAUCUUGACAGGUCAAUCAUUCUAUGCGAUAGAUAGUAUCAUGUCAAGACAAUUUCUUAAAGAUGUAAUCCCAGAAUAUACAGGUACUAGUUUGAUAAAUCAAUGUUCAGAUGUCAUAACGAAAUUGUCUAUCAGGAUCACUGAAUAUUUUAGCUCUAAAUUAGAGGAGAAUAAGAUAUUUAGUAACAAGAUACAAAUUAAUGUUCCUACUUUUGAACUUCGCCUUAUAAGAACUAUAAUUGAGAGAAUGCGGUUAUUGAAGGAGAAUGUGCCGCCAUAUGUAGCUUUGGAGACCGAUGACUGGAAGUCAAACAAGCAAAUAAAAAUUUCUUCUGUUAUCUUUAAUUUUACAACUUUCUCUAACCGAAAAGCUAACUUUGUCGCCGAAUACAAGAAGGUGAAGUGCAAGACUGAGGCUGAUCAUAAGGAUUUCUUAAUCGGCACGUGUGAGAAGUAUCAUACCAACAAUCUAUGGGUGAACACAUGCACAGAUAAUGCGUCAGCUGUACUUCAUUGCACAUCUGAACUGGCUUCCGACGAGAAUUAUGCUGUUUAUGCAGGCCAUAUAAGUUGUUUAUGUCAUAUAUUAAAUUUGGUUUGUGAAAGUGUUAUAAGGUGUGUCUCUAGCGAGGAAGGCGUGGAUGAGCUACUUGAAAUGGAUGAUGAGUUGUUAUCAGGUAGCGAUGAGGAAGAAGAUGAAUUUAUAAACGCCGACAUAUUUGAUUUGGUCACGGAUCCUUUUUCAGGUAAAUCACCCGAGGUGCUAUUAAAACUUGUUAAAUUUGGUGCAGAAGUAAGAAAAUCUGCUGACAAGUUAAAGGUUUAUGAUAAAUACGUAACAAAACGUAUCCCAGCAUUUUGUUCUGUUGGGUGGGAUAUAAAGUACAACAUCCUGAAAUUAUUUGUUGAACACCAUGAAGAAAUGUUUCGAUUUUUCAAGCACUGCCGAAAUAUAGGAGAACCUUUGAUAAAUGAGCUUGACCAGAAAGAUCUCGAAAUUGCUAAGUUGUUGAUUGGUGUAGUAAAGACAUAUGAGGAGUUGAUUGGAUUUGCAUCCAGAAAUCAUGUGCUGUCCCCGCUGUAUGUUCCUGUGUUGAUAUUUAUUAGGGAAACUCUAAUGAAAACAAAUAAUGUUUUGCGAGAGAUGGGUGAUCAGUCAACAAACUUUGAUCCGGCCAUCGAAAUGAUCGACAAGUAUUUAAAUCAAACGAAGGAGAACUUUGAGGUUAUUUUUGCCUCUGUUGCAUUUCUACCAGAGUUUAAACAUUUUAAAUAUAUUAAAGAGUAUUACAAAUCAACUUUCAAUAAAGUCUUGAAUCCUAGAGACUUACUGGCCAAUAUUCUAGUUAAGCUUGGACGCUUCCAGCCCGUCAUCAACAUUCUAGAUUCUGAGCAACCUAAAGUACCGCUCGAUACCCCCAUUAUUCCUUCCCAGCCUGAUGCUACGUUUGACACCUUUGAACCCCAGGUGUUUAAUAUAAUAAGCGCUCAUCUCGAUGAAGAAUAUGAUGAUUGUAUAAAUUUUAUUAAGAGUUCUUUUACACUAGAGUUUGAAAAAAAGCUAAGGCUUAAAGGGAUUCGUAGAGAAGAUACUCAAGAUGGUAUCGGAUACUUCAAGCAAAGGGACGGUAAAAAACUAAGAGUAAGUGAUGUAGAAAUUUUUUUGUUCAAAGCUGAAAUUUGCAUAGAUGUUCAGCAUCAAUACAGAAAGGAAACUAAUAAAGAUUCCAGUAAGCUGAACAGCCAUCAAUUCUUACCCGUGGCCAUGGAUUAUUUAUUUUCAUUUUCAGUUACAUCAAUUAACGUUAAGAGAUCGCUUUCUGAUUUGAAAAGAAAUUAUAAGGAUCGACUACAUAUGCUGAAGGACCGAACUGCGUUUUGCACUGCAAAUGUCACUAGUGUUGAGAAGUCGUGUCUGGAUAUGGAUAUAUUGGAAAGCUUUGAGAAGAAGACGCUUAAAGAAGUUCUUGGUUACAAAAAAAUCGAUUGA
Naumovozyma castellii is the source of this 2619-nucleotide messenger RNA. RefSeq lists its product as uncharacterized. NCBI's taxonomy places the organism in Eukaryota, Fungi, Ascomycota, Saccharomycetes, Saccharomycetales, Saccharomycetaceae. The transcript has a single exon. The coding region runs from base 1 to 2619 and encodes 872 amino acids. The record is from RefSeq and is a predicted model, not a curated record.